Messenger RNA from Mollisia scopiformis, 1026 nucleotides. RefSeq lists its product as uncharacterized. The transcript has 2 exons. The record is from RefSeq and is a predicted model, not a curated record. Lineage: Eukaryota; Fungi; Ascomycota; Leotiomycetes; Helotiales; Mollisiaceae. Bases 364 to 1026 code for a protein of 220 amino acids.
CAACUCAACGAGCACACCCCUGAGAUUGAGGCCUCCUGUGGUUUCUGAACGAACCGUUCUUCGUGUAUCAGCUGAGAUGAUGGGUGAGGAAAUACGAUGCCCGAUUUCUUGGAACCCGCAUUCUGGUCCAGUGACGCCGAGGAGGCCAACACGGGAUUUGAGGCCUCCCGGGCACACUGAGGCUCUGCCACCUAUAUUGUGAGACGACGAUGCCGUGAUUGGGCAAUGGACUCUAUGGCAAAGGGUGGCCUCCCAGGUCGAAGCGGGUUAUAUAAACUGUGAUUAUUCCAGAAAGAGCUCGCCGUCAAGCCAUCGACAUCGGCGUGUAUCACAGAAUUGACUUCAACUUUGACAUCAAACAUUAUGCCUGCAAGAACAUAUCCCAGAUCAAUAUCUAAUGAAAGAAAGGAUGAAACUAGAAGACAUGGUCCAUCCUUUUCUUCUACUCCAACGAUCGGGAGAGUCAGAACUUCGGGAGGAGUGAUAGCUUCUACUUCGCCCACAACUGUGGACAAGGCGAAGAGCAAUUCUCGCCCUUCAUCUCACCAGCGUCGACCCCGCCGUCAACAGGCAUUGCGUCCUUCUCCUCCUCCAUCCCACCAAAAAUAUCCGGAAGCCGCCGCAUACGACCUCACAUCUCACACUCUUGCCUCAGCUCAAAGUCACUACCAAUCAGCUUCGGUUCCUGGUCUCCCCUCCGCAGCAAAAUGGCCACACCACAGCUCAGUCGCAGACAGGAAGAGCAUGGAUGACGACCUUCUCGGACUUGGCGUUGAUCAAUUCAAGUAUGACCCAUACUCGAGGACGGCAAGGAUCUCAGAAGAGGACUUCGAGUCUACUCCCAAUGAAGGCUAUCUCGCUGGAAAUCUAAGCUCUCGAUCGUUUAAAGUUGUAGGAAGAUACGGAAUGACGAUUGAUGGAGGUGUGCAGGGUGCGAUAUUCGCGUGGGAUCAAGCGGAGACUUUGUUGACCAGGAGAGGAUAUUCGUAUGACUCCGUAGACAGGACAGAUGAGACUAUCUUAUGA